This is a messenger RNA of Trichomonas vaginalis G3, 1791 nucleotides long. Its product is annotated as nucleolar GTP-binding protein 1 family. Gene Ontology annotation, biological process: ribosomal large subunit biogenesis. Lineage: Eukaryota; Parabasalia; Trichomonadida; Trichomonadidae. The transcript has a single exon. The record is from RefSeq and is a predicted model, not a curated record. Gene Ontology annotation, cellular component: nucleolus. Gene Ontology annotation, molecular function: GTP binding; RNA binding; GTPase activity. Bases 1 to 1791 code for a protein of 596 amino acids.
AUGGCUCUUGUCUUUGGAAAUAUUCAUGCGGUACCAAAAUCAUCUCAAGAGCUUAUAGAUACAGUGCUCAGUUCUACAAACCGUAAAACAGCCACAAUCAUUCACCCUGGUUUCAAAAUAUCACGAAUUCGCGACUUUUACAUGAACAAAGUAAAUUUUGCCCGUGAUCAAUUUACAAGCAGACUCACACAGAUUCUCGAAGAUUUUCCACGUCUUGACAGCAUUCAUCCAUUUUGGGCAUCUUUGAUUAACGUUAUCUACGAUCGUGAUCACUACAAAUUGGCUCUUGGACAAAUUAUCGGUGCCAAGACACUUAUUCACAACGUAGGUCGUGAUUAUGUCAAGUAUCUCAAGUAUGGUGACUCUCUUUUCCGUUGCAAGCAGCUUAAAAAGGCCGCUCUUGGUCGUAUGUGCACAGCCUGCCGUCGUUUGACUCCUUCCUUACAAUAUCUUGAAGAAGUUCGUCAACAUUUACAACGUUUACCAGCCAUUGACCCAAGCGCACCAACAAUCAUCCUUGCCGGUGCUCCAUCAACAGGUAAAUCAUCUUUCAUGAAUCAGAUUACACGCGCCAAUGUCGAAGUUGCCGCAUUUCCAUUCACAACAAAGUCUCUUUAUCUCGGCCACACAGACUGGGCCUUCCUCACCUGGCAAGUCAUUGAUACACCAGGUCUUCUCGAUCGUCCACUUGAAAAGCGUAAUACAAUCGAAAUGCAGUCCGUCAUGGCUAUGGUUCAUCUUCGUGCAGCUAUUGUCUACAUGCUUGAUAUCUCCGGCACCUGCGGCUACUCCGUUGAGCAGCAAGUCUCUCUUUACCACAGCCUUGGCGAAAUCUUCGCAAACAGACCAGUCACCGUUGUUCUUACAAAGACCGACCUUGUCAACCCAGACAACAUGUCUCCAGAAGACAAGGCCCUCAUCGAUUCCAUGCAAGGACCAAAUGUCUCCUUCAUGAGAAUGUCAUCAAUGACAGGCGACGGCGUCUCCGAAGUUAAGGAGCAUGUCUGCCAAGGCCUUCGUAAGAUGAGAGUUGACUCCAAGAAGAACUCAGAUAAAAUAUCUCAAAUCGAAUCCCAGCUCCACAUUGCUAAACCAGAGCAAACCUACGAGCCAAACAUCCCAGCCUCCGUUGCCAACCCACAAGGCCUCGGAAGACCAACACAGAAGGAACUCGAGGAAAUGGCUGGUGGAGCCGGCCAAUAUGCGGCCAAUACCAACGCAGAACGCGACCUGAAGAACCCAGAAUGGCAGAACGACGUAAUGCCAGAGAUUAUCGAAGGCCGCAAUAUUGCGGAUUACAUCGACCCCGACAUCGAGAAGAAGUUUGCUGCUCUUCUUGAAGAGGAGAAGGUCAGGUACCAGAACUACCAGGCAGUGAAGCAGGCUUUCGAAGAGAACAAGUGGAAAGUCACUCCAGAACAGGAAGAGAUGGUCAGCAUCAUCAGAGAGAGGCGCCAGAUGAUCAGAAACAAGGCGGAAGAGAAGAGAAACGGAAGACCUGGAAUGCCGGAGAAGAUGAAGAAACAGAGCAAAUCUGUAAUCGCAGAUAGAGUCGACUCAAUGCUACAGGAGCGCGGCGUCGACGAGAGCGCUCGUCAGCGUGCAGUCGACAAAGUACUCUCUGAGAAGCCAUCGAGAGUCGAAAGAAAGUUAGAACCAGAAAAACGUGACACUGGUAUCGUCAAACACGGUGCUGGUGAAAGAUUCGACUACUAUGUCAAGACUAACUACAUCCUUGAGCCAAAGUUCCUGUUCAGUGGAAAGGCUGGCUUCAAACGUGACUACAAAUAG